Molecule: messenger RNA, 862 nt
Organism: Cyanistes caeruleus (blue tit)
Lineage: Eukaryota; Metazoa; Chordata; Aves; Passeriformes; Paridae
Source: RefSeq, a predicted model, not a curated record
CGCGCCUGCGCCGUGAUGGCGGCGAAGCCGGAGGGGGCUCUGCGCAUGCGCAAGUCGCUGAGGGCAAGCGGGCGGCGGGAAACCGCAAUGGCGGAGGCAGCGGCGGAACCCGGCGGCUCCCCCGGUCCGGCCGCUGCUUCGUCCUCACGGGGCUCGGCCGGGCCACAGGAGGGCGAGCGAUGCCCCGGCGGACCCAGCCCUGAGAGCGGAGGGGCCGCGCCAGAUCCGGACUCGGCAGCGGAUCCUGAGGCGAUUUUGAAGCUUCCCAGACAAGAGAAAAAGCCGAGCCCUUCCAGCAGGAAGAGAAGAGCCGAGAGCAGCCAAGAGUUGCUGAAUUCCUCCGCUUUGUCCCCGAUCGCCGCCGCCCCUCAGGACAAAAUCCGCUUCUGGCACCGCUCCGACCUCGAGCGGAGGCGAUCCCGCCGCAAAUCGCUGCCCCCAGUCCACCAGGACGUCACCGAUUUGAGCCAAUCCAUCAGCCUGGAGCUUCCCGAAGUCCAACGUCUCUUCCUCCUCCUCCUUAACAGCUUCAAGUUUUCCGCCCAGAAGUUGCAGAAGGAUCUGGAAAAAUCCGAAGGAUUCGACCCCGAGGCUUUCGCUGCCAGAGUCCAGGUAAAAACCGAGGAAUUCCGGCGGCUGCUCCAGAGGCUGCUCCUGGAUGGGACCCUGGAGGAUUGCGUGGAGCCGCCCCCGGGGGAUUCCCUGGAUUCGGCCACGGAGGCGUCCGUGGUGCAGAUGAAGGAGCGCAUAGCCAGCAUCUCCGGGGAGCUCCAGGCCUGGGAUCGGCUCCUGGAUCAGCACCAGCAGCGAUCCCAGGAGGCCUCCAGGUGAGGAACCCCCCAAAAUCCCCAAAUCCCCCCAA